AGGGCAAUUCCUGCGCUCUGUGGCCCGGCCCUCUUGUGCUGUGCUUCCGGUUCUAGUCGUCCCGCCUCUUCCUCUCCGGUGACGCUCUGUGGUUUUCUCCGCCUCGUGGAGAAGACUUCCGGCGGGAGAGGGGACGGAGGCUAUUGUGUAAAGAUCUAGAAAACCUUUUAUGGGUCUCACUAAGCAAUAUCUGCGCUAUACUAGCACUGCCCUUUUUGGAGUUGUUGCUAGCCAAAAAGGCAAUAUUGUCUAUGUGAGUCUACGAGGUGAAAAGGGCCGCUAUGUGGCAGUGCCAGCCUGUGAACAUGUCUUCAUUUGGGAUACAAGGACAGGAGACAAGGUUUUGGCACUUCAAGGUCGUAAGAAGGAGGUUACUGCUCUUUGCCCUUCUCCAGAUAAUCUGCAUUUGGCUGUUGGAUAUGAGGAUGGCUCAAUUAGUAUAUUCAGCCUCGUAAGUGGGGAAGAAAACAUCACAUUCAACGGUCACAAAGCCACAGUUACUUCCCUGAGAUAUGAUGACCUGGGUGGAAAGCUAGCUUCAGGAUCAAAGGACACAGACGUCAUUGUUUGGGAUGUGAUCAAUGAGAGUGGUUUGUACCGUCUGAAGGGUCAUAAGGAUGCCAUCACACAGCUGCUUUUCUUUAAGGAAAAGAAUAUUCUGAUAUCCAGUGGAAAAGACACUUUGGUAAAAUGGUGGGAUCUGGAUACUCAGCAUUGCUUCAAAACAUUGGUUGGGCACCGAAGUGAGGUGUGGGGGUUGGCUUUGGUUUCUCAAGAUAGUCUUCUUUUUACUGGUUCUUCUGACAGUGAACUGAGGUGCUGGAACAUCAGCUUUUCCCAGGAAGAUCAAGAUCCAAGUGAGCCUUUAUAUAAAAGAAGCAAAGAGUCUGCAGAGAGGAUGAAAGACCUCACUGAAGAGGAUAAGACAGUAGAUAACGAUGAGAUCCUGGAACAGGACAUUCUAAGUUGCAGCAAAGUUGGUUCCAUCAUGCGUGAAGGAAGGGACAGAGUUGUUAGUCUUGCCACAGACCAGACAAAGAGGAUUCUUGCUUGUCAUGGAACAGAUUCUACUUUGGAAAUAUUCUAUGUCCUUAGCAAGGAAGAGAUUGACAAGAAAAUAGAGAAGAAGAUGAAGAAAGCAAGAAAAAAGGCCAAACAAGCAUCAAAACUGGAAGAGGAGCAGCUUGAUGCAAGUAUAGAGUGUGGUCUUCAAGAAAAGAUUCAGCGUCUCAUUAACAUCAAAGCCUCUUCUAAAAUCAAAUCUUUUGACUUGAUACUCAGUCGAAAAGGAGAGCUGAAAGCCACUGUAAUGCUCCAGAACAACAUGAUUGAAUCCUACACCUUGGAUCCGUCAGUACAGACAGCCAGAGUUGUGCAGAUGUCCAAGAUAUCUAUUGGAGGUCACCGCAGUGACGUCAGAACACUGGCAUUUAGCUCUGACAACAUUGCAGUUCUUUCUGCAGCUGCUGAAUCGGUUAAGAUAUGGAAUAGGGCUACCUUGCAGUGCAUACGGACCAUGGUGUGUGAAUAUGCACUUUGCUCACUCUUUGUCCCAGGAGACCGACAGGUUAUUGUAGGAACCAAGACUGGGAAGCUACAGAUGUUUGAUUUGGCUUCUGGGAAUAUAUUGGAGAGCAUUGAUGCCCAUGAUGGGGCGCUCUGGUCCAUAGUUCUUUCGCCAGAUCAGUGUGGUUUCGCAACAGGAGGUGCAGAUAAAUGUGUCAAGUUCUGGGAAUUUCAGCUGGUGAAAGAUGAGAACAGUAUCCAAAACAGGCUCUCUGUGAAGCAAACACGUGUCUUGCAGCUGGAUGAAGACGUUCUCUGUAUCCGGUACAGCCCUAGCCAAAAACUGCUAGCUGUUGCCUUACUAGAUUGCACAGUGAAAAUAUUCUACACUGAUUCACUCAAGUUUUUUCUCUCUCUGUAUGGGCACAAGUUGCCAGUACUGUGCAUGGACAUCUCUCAUGAUGGGACAUUAAUUGCAACUGGUUCUGCUGACAGGAAUGUGAAAAUUUGGGGGUUGGACUUUGGGGAUUGUCAUAGAUCCCUUUUUGCUCACGAUGACAGUGUUAUGUAUCUCCAGUUUGUACCCAAGUCCCACCUCUUCUUUACGGCAGGGAAAGAUCAUAAGAUAAAGCAAUGGGAUGCAGAUAACUUUGAGCAUAUCCAGACCUUGGAGGGACACCAUCAGGAAGUCUGGUGUCUGGCACUGAGUCCCAAUGGUGACUAUCUUGUGUCUUCCUCUCAUGACAAAUCAUUGCGUCUCUGGGAGAGAACAAGGGAACCACUUAUUCUGGACGAGGAGAGAGAGAUGGAAAGAGAACUGGAGUAUGAAGACAAUGUAGCCAAGGAAAACCAGCCGGUGAUUGCUGGAGAUGCUCAAGGAGAGACUGGAUUAGCAGGAAGAAAAAACAUUGAGACUAUCAAGGCAGCUGAACAGAUUAUGGAAGCCAUUGAACUAUACAAAGAGGAGACUGUCAAGCUGGAAGAACAUAAAGCUAUCUGCAGAGCUGCUGGAAAGGAGGUUCCUCUUGCAGUAAAUCCUGUUCUCCGGGCUUAUGAUAACAUUUCACCUUCUGGUUAUGUACUAGAAGUUCUGAAGAAGGUGAGGUCCAGUGAAUUGGAAGAAGCUCUAUUGGUGCUGCCAUUUUCAUAUGUAUUUGACCUGCUUGUGCUCUUCGAUCAGUAUCUUCAGUUGGGUUCAGAUGUAGAGCUGCUUUGUCGGAUUCUUCUGUUUUUGCUCAGGAUACAUUUUGGACAGAUCACAAGUAAUCGGCUUCUUGUUAAGGUGAUGGAGAAUGUGAAAAAAACCAUCAUUUCUAAAGUCAGUGAAGUGAGGGAUAUGCUUGGAUUUAAUAUGGCUGGACUCCAGUUCCUAAAGAGAGAGAUAGAGGCAAAAGAUGAAGUAUCUUUUUUUGCUGACGCCACAGCCCAAUUUGAAGAGAAAAAGAGGAAGAGAAAGAAGAAACAGAAGCUGAUUCUUGCUAUGGUUUAACGGGGCAGACUGCGGGUAGAGGUUUUUGUUUGAAGAAGACUGGACUGCUUUCCAACAUGGAGGUGAUGGGUGUGGGAUGGAGAUAAGACAUUUUGUGGGAGAUUUAGUUAUGCCAGGCUAGGUUUUCACAAUUAAGUUCACCUUCUAUUUUCUGAAGCUUUUUUCUGAAUUCUGAUUUUGGUACCUACCCAAGAAUUACGAAGGCUUUGUGAAUUCACAUGAUUUUCAUAUCUCAUUCCAUUAAAAACCCCACAACUAAACAAAAAUCCAAAAAGCAAACAUUGGUUUGCCAUUUUAUAUUAACGAUACUAUUUACUAUGUCAGUGUAUAUAAUGUAACUUCAGCAUCCACAGAUUUGGGCAGCAACAAGGGGGUCCUGGAAGCAAACCCUAGCAGAUACAAAAAGGCCUACUGUAUUUAUGCUUUUAUGUAUGGUUUAGAAAUCUGUUCUGACUUAAUUUCACUUUUAAAAGUUUUGCAAUUAAAAAUAAAACCCAUUUAUUUUUUAA
Messenger RNA from Anolis carolinensis (green anole), 3504 nucleotides. It is a transcript of the gene wdr3, whose product is annotated as WD repeat domain 3. Gene Ontology annotation, biological process: maturation of SSU-rRNA. NCBI's taxonomy places the organism in Eukaryota, Metazoa, Chordata, Lepidosauria, Squamata, Anolidae. The transcript is spliced from 27 exons. Gene Ontology annotation, cellular component: small-subunit processome; Pwp2p-containing subcomplex of 90S preribosome. Bases 170 to 2995 code for a protein of 941 amino acids. Gene Ontology annotation, molecular function: protein binding; snoRNA binding. The record is from RefSeq and is a predicted model, not a curated record.